Messenger RNA from Hippopotamus amphibius kiboko, 1911 nucleotides. RefSeq names its product heterogeneous nuclear ribonucleoprotein U-like protein 1. The record is from RefSeq and is a predicted model, not a curated record. Lineage: Eukaryota; Metazoa; Chordata; Mammalia; Artiodactyla; Hippopotamidae. The transcript is spliced from 3 exons. The coding region runs from base 1 to 873 and encodes 290 amino acids.
AUGGGGGAGGGGGCCGGCGGUCCCCGGAGCGGGCGGGGGAGAGGAGGGGGGCGAGGGGAGGUGCGCAGGCCGGAGGGGCGCGGAGGCGCCGGCGGCGGGGAAGGGGGGGAAGGACGGGGGGAGGGGAGAGGGAGGGAGGGGGCGGGUGGGGAGAGAAGCAGCAGAGUCACUUCACCGACCAGACGCCGCGGCCACCGCCGACGCCGCCGCCAUUUUAAUAGAACGUUCGGGCUGCGCUCGGCUCUUUCCGUCUGGGCGAAGGAGCCGACGAGAAGCGCCUCGCGCUCUCAUUCCUCCGCCUCCCCCCCUCCCUCUCUUCGCCUCCCGCCUCCCACCUCUUCCUCCGCACACACGCCGCGCGCCCCACACCCCGCCGCGACCGGCUCGCUGCCCUCCCUUUCCUCUUCCGUCGGGCCUCCCCGCCCUCGGUCCACCCCCUCCGCGCGCUCGCCCACCCCGCCCAGCCCGGAUCUCUGUCAGCGAUGGCGGAGCAAAGAGCGGGUCGCGGUUGCGCGGCGUCGCCCACCGCGGCCACCCCGCGGACCCCGAGGUCCGGCGAGCGCCGGGUCGCUCGCGCCGCCCCGUCCCCCGCCCCUGCGCUUCGCCAUUUUAUCUCCGGGUUCCCAAGGGGGACUUGGCACUAAUUUGUCCCGUCCCCCCCUCCGCGCUCAGGCCUUUGGGAUGCGGGAAGCUGUGGUUGGGACAGCCGGCUGGGGCGACGCCGCAGCCCAGGUGUGGGCUCGCGGCCCUCUCCCCGCGGGGUUUUGUGAGAAUGGAACAGCCUGGGGCCGGGUUAACCUGCAGGCGUGUUUUUCGCCAGCUUCUACUGCAUAUGGCUCAUCCGUCCUCGAGCAGGAAACUUGCCAAACCUGAGUUUUUCACGUGGCACCUGAGACUCGGGAAACUUGGUCUCGGAAAGGAAAGCCCCGAGGACUAUUCGUGUUUGGUUUAAAACAUCAUGUUAGGAACGCUGCUCAGUACUCUGUAAUAACCUAUAUGGGAAAAGAAUUUGAAAAAUAGAUACAUGUGUAGGUAAAAUUGAAUCACUGCUGUACACCUGAAACUAACAGAACAUUGUUAAUCAACUAUACUCCAAUAUAAAAUAAAAAUUUAGCAGACAUGUCCCUUAACCUUUUCUUCUUUCUGCCCAGAACACGGUCUUGAUACUCAAAGUAAUACAGCAUCCAGUUUGCGAUUUUUUUUUUUAAACCAUGAAACCGCAAGCAGGGUAAAAGCCAACCAUAAAGCUGAUAAUAAGGUGUAGACCCUGGUGCAUCCUUGAGCAGCUAUCUACCCCUAGACUGCUUAUGCAAGAAAAAUAAAUCCCUUUUUCCUUAAGCCAUUACUUGUAGCCAAACACAUUCCUAACUGAUACAGAUGUUCUUUUAUUAAGUAUUUGUAAGUAUCUGUCAACUAUGUUUUUAAGACAGGAAAGAACCCAUAACACUUCUUGAAAAUUAGGACAACUGCUACCAUAAAUGUGGAGUACUAAGAUGUAUAGAAGACACACACUGACCUUUAAAGAAAUAUUUUCUUAACAAUCACUUGCCUCCUAAUUUUUUUACUUUAAAAAAAUUUGUGAAAUGAUGCUUAGUUUAAAAUGCUUUAAAAAUGUAAAGAAUUAUUGUCAUAAGUGAUCAUAGCUCUUCAGUCAUCACUUUAGGGCUCAACAAACUUUCUGUGAUGAGCCAGAUAGUAAAUAUUUUAGGCGUUACAGGCAGUCCAAGUUUCAUCACAACUAGUCAACUCUGCUAGCACAAAAGCAGCCAUAGUUGAUACAUAAUGGAAUAAGUGUGGCUGUGUUCGAUACAAUUUUUAAUUUAAUGGACACUGAAAUAAGACGUUCAUAUUUUCAUGUGUUACAAAAUACUAUUUUUUUUUCUUUUUUUUCAACCAUUUACCGUGUGCCAC